Notothenia coriiceps (black rockcod) is the source of this 2605-nucleotide messenger RNA. RefSeq names its product syntaxin 2b (gene stx2b). Bases 303 to 1169 code for a protein of 288 amino acids. NCBI's taxonomy places the organism in Eukaryota, Metazoa, Chordata, Actinopteri, Perciformes, Nototheniidae. The transcript is spliced from 10 exons. Gene Ontology annotation, cellular component: SNARE complex; endomembrane system; presynaptic active zone membrane. The record is from RefSeq and is a predicted model, not a curated record. Gene Ontology annotation, molecular function: SNAP receptor activity; SNARE binding. Gene Ontology annotation, biological process: synaptic vesicle fusion to presynaptic active zone membrane; exocytosis; intracellular protein transport.
UCGGUGAGACAUAUCGACAUAGAGUAAACCCGAAACACAUUCACUUUGGACUUUUAUUUUGUUGAACUUUAACUUUUUCGAGCUGUAUUUUGGAUCCCGUUUUGCUGAAUCCAAACUUUUUUCCUCUUCUUUUAUCUCUCACGUUAAUAACGCGGUUAAAGUAGGCCUACGCAUCUCAAUUCGACCAUCUUGACCUCCGUGAACAGCAAGGUGUCUCAGUGUUACUCCACACAUGGAGAAUUACAGGAUGAUAGUGGAGUUUAACUAGAAUUACCCUGGCAGGAGACGAGGUGAUCGUUGUGAUGAAGGAUAGACUGGCUGAGCUGACUGCUAGUAGGACACCAGGAGAGGAGGAUGUUGCAGUGGCAGUGGAAAGAGAUGGCUUCAUGGAGAGUUUCUUCAGAAGGGUGGAAGAAGUCAGAGGACUCAUUUAUAAGAUUUCCUACCAAGUGGAAGAGGUGAGGAAGAUGCACAGCAUGAUACUGACUGCACCCAACCCACAUGACAGAACAAAGGACCAACUGGAUGCUCUGACCAACGAUAUCAAAGGGAACGCCAACGUGGUGCGGACUAAACUAAAAUCCAUGGAGCAAAGUAUGCCUAAAGAUGAUGCAGCUAACAGAUCCUCUGUUGACUUUAGGAUCCAGAAAACACAGCACACGGUUCUGUCCAGGAAGUUUGUGGAGGUCAUGACCCAGUACAAUGAGACUCAAGUGUCCUUUCGGGAAAGAAGCAAAGGAAGGAUCCAGAGACAGCUGGAGAUAACUGGAAAAGCCACCACCAAUGAAGAACUAGAAGCCAUGUUAGAAAGUGGAAAUCCAUCAAUCUUCACAUCUGAUAUCAUUUCUGAUUCCCAGAUAACACGUCAGGCACUAAAUGAGAUAGAGUCACGACACCAGGACAUCAUGCGCCUGGAGACGAGCAUCAGAGAGCUGCACACAAUGUUUAUGGACAUGGCAAUGCUGGUAGAAACUCAGGGGGAUAUGAUUAACAACAUUGAAAAUAAUGUCUCGAAUGCAGUGGAAUACAUAUGUAGCGCAAAGGAAGAGACCAAAAAAGCAGUGAGAUACCAACAAAAAUCUCGGAGGAAACGUCUCGGCCUGGCCAUGUGUGGGGGCAUCGCAGGUUUCCUCCUUUUACUCAUCAUAAUAGUUGGAAUCUUUGAGUGAUGGACUUCCUGAAUUACACCCUGACUGCAGUCAGCUGUAGUAAGCUUGUGUUGAGAUUUAACAGCUUCAUAAUAGGUCACCCCCUAUCCAACAGCUUUACAGAGAGGAUCUUGUAUAAUGUUGGGGAUCGACUUCGCACCAGUAACAGCAGACCGCAUAAUACAAUGUUCUGGAGCAAUACUAUAUAUCUAGAAUAAAGCAUCCUGUGAGCACACAUCCCUUUCUCUUAGCUGGACGGCUGCACCAUAUGAGCAAAAUAUGCAAUAUGCAAUAACAUUGUUGAAUAUUGCAAUACUGAUAAAACUUGCAAUAAGAAAAGUUAUAUGAAAGAUUACGUAUUUCUUCCUUUUUUUUUGCUUUCAAACACAACAAAGAGGAAAUUAUGUCCAACACUUUUUUAUGAAAGUUAAAACAAAAGGGACACAAAAAAGAUAGUUUCAGAAAUAAUUCAAUAAUGCAGUCUUUUGCAAUGAUUAUUAAAAAAUUCACACUUUAUAAAUCUUGACUCAACACUUCUUGGUCUAAUGACUUUAAAAUGACUUUGAAUCACAUUACAUUUUUUGCAAAUAAGCUUAUUGCCCAGAGUUAGAUGAAAAUAUUUAUACCACUCCUGUCUGUUCAGUAAAUAUGAAGAUAUCACUAGCAGCCCGAUAGCUUAGCUUGAAGACUUGAAACAGAAGCAAGCCUGGCUCAGCCAAAAGUAACAAAUGUGGCAUGUUGAGGGUUUACAUGGGGUUAUGUGCCAACAUAUUUCUUGGCCUGGCGCAGCGACUUUAUGUUGUCAUUGUUAGGUUGCAAGGCAACUAGCAUAGGCUCCAUUAAGUCACUUCUCCUGGAACAUAGCCCCUCGUAAAAAAACAUAAUCUCUCACUUUUACACUUCUGUUUGUGUGCAGAUUAAACAAACAAGAUAUACUGUGGCAGCUUGUUAGCCCUGCAGAUGAGGUUAGCUGAUUUGGUUUACAAUACAAAGAGCCAGGGUAGCUGUUUACUUUCGCUCUCAUUCUUUGUGCUAAGCUAAAGUAACCAGCUGGCUGCAGACUCACUUUUAUCAUAUAGAAAUGAUAGUGAUCUCAUAUUUUUCUUGACGAGAAAUGUGUUGUACAUCGCUAGCAUCUUCUUAAUAUAAAAAUAUAUAUUACGACAAUUGUCUGUGUAAAUUGAUUGUAUAAUUUCAGUUUGCAUUUUCAAGUCUACUCGUGUUAUCCUGUCCUCAUGUGUAUUUACUGUAAUUUAUGUGAAUCGAAUGUCAAUCUACUACAGCUCAGGAGUCCCUUAGAAAAAGAAAAUAGUAACCUUAAUUUAUAGAAUAUAUAUUUAUCAUGCUUACUGUGUGUGAUGAUUGAAAUAUAAUUUGCGAAAAAAAGUCAUGCUGCAAUGUAGGACUCUUGGAUGAUGUUAUUUUAAGAGCACACAUUUUCAUUUUGAUAGAUUUAA